UUCAGUCCAUCAGCACUGCUGCGGAGGAGGUGUUCCUGGUGGCCAUCUUGGAUGCGAGGAGUGAUUGUUUGACGUGAGAGAAGGCAUGAAGACAACAGCAUCAUAGUACAGAAGCCAUGGCGGACAAGAGAAAACUCCAAGGUGAAAUAGAUCGAUGUCUGAAAAAAGUGGCGGAAGGAGUGGAGCAGUUUGAGGACAUUUGGCAAAAGCUUCACAAUGCAGCUAACGCAAACCAGAAAGAGAAAUAUGAAGCAGACCUCAAGAAAGAGAUCAAGAAGUUACAGAGGCUCCGUGACCAGAUUAAAACCUGGGUGGCCUCCAAUGAGAUCAAAGACAAACGGCAGCUAGUGGAGAAUCGCAAGCUCAUUGAAACGCAAAUGGAGCGCUUUAAGAUCGUGGAGCGGGAGACCAAGACCAAGGCGUACUCCAAAGAAGGCCUCGGCCUGGCUCUUAAGGUGGACCCUGCGCAGAAGGAGAAGGAGGAGGUGGGCCAGUGGCUUACGAACACCAUAGACACCUUGAAUAUGCAAGUCGACCAGUUUGAGAGUGAAAUAGAGUCACUAUCUGUCGUGACACGCAAGAAGAAAGGAGACAAAGAGAAGCAGGACCGUGUAGAGGAGCUGAAGAGGAUGGUUGAGAGGCAUCGCUACCACAUCCGAAUGAACGAGACCAUCCUGCGCAUGCUGGACAAUGACUCCAUACAGGUGGACUCGGUCCGCAAGAUCAAGGACGAUGUGGAGUACUACCUGGACUCGUGCCAGGACCCCGACUUUGAGGAGAACGAGUUCCUCUACGACGACCUGGACCUAGAGGACAUCCCGGCCGCCCUGAUAGCGUCGUCUCCGCCGGGCAACUCCACUAUGGAUGACGAUCUGUUCCCACAGCCCUCCAGCAGCACCCCCACCACCUCCACCUGCUCCUCCCCCACGCCCCCCUCGCCCGCCACCUGCAUCAUGGAGAACUCCGAGGACAUCGACAAGAGACGAGGCCGGUCCACAGACAGCGAGGUCAGCCAGUCGCCAGUGAAGAACGGGAAUCCUUCACUGUCCUCCUCAUCCUCGUCCUCUUCCUCAUCCUCAUCACACUCCUUGGGAAACUCCUCCUCCUCCUCCUCAUCCAUCUCUUCCUCCUCCUCCCCGCUGAUAUCCAUGGUGACUGCCUCCAGCGCGGUGACUGGCGUUACCGUGCCGACGGGAGGAGCCGUCUCCGUCUCUGGGAGCUACAGCUCGGCCACGCAGGGCCACGGGCAGCUCCAGCAAUCCAAGAUGGCCGCCAAUGCCAACUCCGCUGCCAGCAUGGCCGCUUGCAUCCUCUCUGCGGCACCUUCUGCCACCAACAGCAUCUCCUCGAGUAGCCCCGCCUUCUCUGGAGGCCUGCUGCCACACCCACCCUCCUCAAGCUCCUCCCCUCCCACCACCGCGAGCAGCAGCACUAACUCUCAUACUCCUCCCACCAUCGCUGCGGUGGGAGGCUCCACUGGAAUGAGGGCGGGGCCGACUUCCAUUCCAGGAAGUCUUAGUAACAACAACAGCAGUAGCACUAGCAGCAGUAGCAUUUUCCUGCUGUCUGGGAUGCCGGCGUCCCUAAGCAGCCUGUCAGGUCUGCUGGGGGGCUCAAACUCCACCUCCACACCCACCCCCACCACCACAGCCAGCACUCCUGCACCCCUUCCCCUGCCCCUCCCGCUCCCUCUACCCGCCCCAUACGCUCAGGCGGCGGCAGCUAACACCUGCAUGAACAGCCUCAGCGCAGCCAGCAAUGUCAACGGCAGCCCUGCAGGUGCCGUUCUCCCUGGGCCGAUCGGGUCUGCACCGGGGGCCACUGCUACCACUAGCACGUCCACAGGCCUGCUGGGGGCCGCCCCAUCGUCAACCCUGGGGACUUCACUCAACCUCGCCCCGGGAUCCGCCACGACGACGAGUGCCCAGGGGCCCCCCACACUGCCCUUGGUGGCCCCCAGCCCGCUGGCGGGAGGUGUGGCCCCGGCUCUUGGAGGGAACUCGGGCAGCUCGUUGUCAGCGGUUGGCAGGCCUCCUAGUGUCCAAAAGCAGAACGGCAGCACGAGUUACAGUGCCGUGGUAGCCGAAAGCACAUCGGAUGUCGCCCUUAAUGGUGUCAGCCAAUCACAAAACAGCCAGACGACACCCUUGGGCUCUUCAGCCAAUCAGCCUACGGAUGGCGGGUCCAACCUGUUCCCAGCCACCUGCCCCUCCCCCUCCUAUGCAGAGGCCAAGCCAGCAGGGGGCAGCCUUCUCAACGGCCCCCACUCCUACACUCAGGCUAACGAUGGCAUUAAGGAACCUCUGAGUUCUCUCAAGUCCAUGGCGGAGAGGGCAGCUCUGGGCUCCAGCCUGGAGGGCGACAUGGCCAGCUUGCACCUCCCUGGGGACUUGUUCCCCAACUCUACAGCGCCUCCCGGUGCCCCCGGCGGCCCCCAGCAGCCGUUGGUGUCGGAGGUGAGCGUGCCCCCCUCGCUGGGCGGCUGCCCGCUGGGCCCUCUGCCCCUCUCCAAAGAGCAGCUCUACCAGCAGGCCAUGCAGGAGGCGGCCUGGGCACACAUGCCACAUCCGUCCGAUUCAGAGAGGAUCAGGCAGUACCUGAUGAGGAACCCCUGUCCCACGCUGCCCUUCCACCACCAGGUGCCCCCUCCCCACUCCGACAGCGUGGAGUUCUACCAGAGGCUCUCCACGGAGACGCUCUUCUUCAUCUUCUACUACUUGGAGGGCACAAAAGCCCAGUAUUUGGCAGCCAAGGCCUUGAAGAAGCAGUCCUGGAGGUUCCACACCAAGUACAUGAUGUGGUUCCAGAGGCACGAGGAGCCAAAGACCAUCACAGACGAGUUUGAACAGGGCACAUAUAUUUAUUUCGACUAUGAGAAAUGGGGCCAAAGGAAAAAGGAGGGCUUCACGUUUGAGUACAGAUACCUGGAAGAUCGGGACCUGCAGUGACUACCAUUGGAGCGGUAGGCAGAGAGACCGAAAGAGAACUGAGGUGGGAUUUCGGAAUACUGGCAACAUUCCUGGACGUAACAGAGUUCUAAUGUGCACUGGGAAGUGGUUGGCUGAUUAGCAAAGUAGGGAGCAGCCCAUGGAAACCCCUCCCACUUUUCUGAACAAGCCCCACCCAUUCAAUGUAACGACUACAAUCGAUUUGCUGCCCUUCUGACCUCUUCUUGUCCAGUUAGGCCUUGUGAAUGAUGGGUACAGAGCCUUCAACAUUGUGGCCUUUAUUGGUUGAAGGUACUGUCUCAACUACACAUCCUGCAACGAACCCCACCCCAAACUGAGUCAUGUAUUCGAAAGCAAAUAAGAACCAAAGACAAUGGGUCCAAAAUGUCCAGAACUGCAGCUCCAACACACACACACUGACCACACAAACACCUACAGUUACAUGCAGACCAUACUCCAGCUGACAUCUCACUUACUGACAGAGGUGUCAAUUCCAGCUUCAGAAAGGGGGAAAAUGUGACUAUUUCCUUCCAACGCACUGGUGACCUCACUGACUAACUGCUCUACCUACCUAUGUUGACACUAUGACCCUAAUGAUGAGCUGAUUCAGAGCUUGUGGAUUAUAUGUUGUGGUGGGCACUUCACUUUCUGGACCUGUGAUUGACACCUCUGUUAACUGACAGCAACCAAACUGACAACCGAGCGAUGACCACCAGCUCUCAUUCACACUUUGCAGCUGGCCAAACAUGGUGGACAGACUCAGAAAACCUUCCAGCAACUGAAGAGGUGAAGCUUUUUGCCAGGUGCUCUGUUUGGCUGCCUCUCCCUCUUGUGCCACGGGAUUGGAACGGUUCUUGAGUCGGAACUCAGUCAAGUCAGGAAUGUGCAAAGGCGGAAGAACCAAGGGGUUGUGGGAAGAAUGGAGUCCCCUGGCCAAACACUUAGGGCUCUUUCCCAUAUGCGAACUCCCGUCCUCGACCUGUGCUUGUAGCCUCGCGUUGCGCUGACGUCCCGCCUCCGUGGAGAAAACGAUCAACUUUCCCCGCUGUCAGCCUAGCCACAACAACUUUUGGGGAACUAUUCUUCAUUCACCAUCAUGAUUGCAAAUGAGAAAAGGACCUCAGAAUUGCACUUUUGCGAGAGAUUGAAAUACAUUUCUGUCGUCAGUGAGACCACAAGUAUGCAAGGGAGGACGGGAGUUAGGAUAUUAUAAAGCAGCCUUAGGGACCUGAUUAUGCCCAUGUAGAGAAGCAUGACGGGACCACUAUGGUUUAUACACUGGGUGCAAGUCAAACUACAAAAGUCGCUCUGCACUGGUUGACUGCGGGGGAACCUUAAAGGACAACUGCACUAUUUUGAGCAUUAAGGCCAUUUUCUGAGUUGUUCGCAAUUUUUUUUUCAGUGUCCCCCUCACCGUUUAUUUCAUGUUUGCUGCAGUCUCGGUUAUUUGGCUAAUUUGGAUUUUGUCUCAACCAGCUUUAGAAUGGCCGUCUAUGGGCAUAUCCAAAUCUGUUCUUAAAACAUGACAAUUGCAGACCACUCAGAAAAGGGGCUUAAUGUUCAAAAUAGUGCAGUUCUCCUUUUAAAGUUUUUUUCAUGUACUGUAGGUGGGGCAACACAGAGGAACAUAAAAGAAUGGGAGAAUGUAGUUGGAGGAAGAAAAGAAAUCCGCACACUGU
This is a messenger RNA of Engraulis encrasicolus (European anchovy), 4627 nucleotides long. RefSeq names its product CCR4-NOT transcription complex, subunit 3b (gene cnot3b). The coding region runs from base 117 to 2948 and encodes 943 amino acids. Gene Ontology annotation, biological process: nuclear-transcribed mRNA poly(A) tail shortening; regulation of stem cell population maintenance; regulation of DNA-templated transcription. Gene Ontology annotation, cellular component: nucleus; P-body; CCR4-NOT core complex. The transcript has 19 exons. The record is from RefSeq and is a predicted model, not a curated record. Lineage: Eukaryota; Metazoa; Chordata; Actinopteri; Clupeiformes; Engraulidae.